Bufo bufo (common toad) is the source of this 4845-nucleotide messenger RNA. RefSeq names its product potassium voltage-gated channel subfamily Q member 5 (gene KCNQ5). Bases 307 to 3141 code for a protein of 944 amino acids. Gene Ontology annotation, biological process: potassium ion transport; transmembrane transport. NCBI's taxonomy places the organism in Eukaryota, Metazoa, Chordata, Amphibia, Anura, Bufonidae. The record is from RefSeq and is a predicted model, not a curated record. Gene Ontology annotation, molecular function: voltage-gated potassium channel activity. The transcript has 15 exons. Gene Ontology annotation, cellular component: membrane.
GGCUUGUACUCUGGAGAAGAAUAUGUGGCUGCAUGUGACAGAGCAGAGGAAUCGCACAGAAGAGUGUGUGGAUGAGGAUACGUCGUGUCUCCAGGAGCUCUGCCCCUGACAUCUCCAAGUGACAGACACUGGACCCCCCUGGCAACCUGCACACAGAGCCUUCCUGUAUGUAGGGCUGGUGCCAACUUGUGAUCUGAUCUGACAGUCUGAAGCCAGGAAGCGCUGCCACCUUGUUGUCCCCAGGUCUGCUCUGUGCAUGCACCCAGAGCACCUCGCUCUGCCCUCUGUGCCCACGCCGGUGAUGCCAUGCCCCGCAACCAUAGUGGAGGCGAUGAGGGAGGCUCUGGGCUCUGGAUAAAAAGCAGCUCUGGAGGGAGAGGCAGGGGCAGGGACCGUUACUACGGCAUGAAAGAUGUGGAGUCGGGUCGGGGCAACAGGGUGCUGCUGAACUCCAGUAGAGGGGACGGGCUGCUUCUCCUGGGCACCAGUGACACUGGCAGGGGCAGCGGUGUGGGGCCGGGAGGGGGCUUGCAGGAGAGCCGCCGGGGGAAGCAGGGAGCUCGCAUGAGCUUAUUGGGGAAGCCGCUGUCGUACAACAGCAGCCAGAGCUGCCGGAGGAACGUGAAGUACCGGAGGCUGCAGAACUACCUGUACAACGUGCUGGAGAGACCCCGGGGCUGGGCAUUCGUCUACCACGUCUUUGUAUUUCUACUUGUCUUCAGUUGCCUAAUUUUGUCAGUGUUUUCCACUAUACCUGAACACCAAGAGCAAGCUUCAUAUUGCCUCUUUGUCCUGGAAUUCGUAAUGAUUGUUGUGUUUGGUUUGGAGUAUAUUAUUCGUAUAUGGUCUGCUGGUUGCUGCUGUCGCUAUCGAGGAUGGCAGGGAAGGUUACGAUAUGCCCGGAAACCAUUUUGUGUAAUAGAUAUCAUAGUUCUUAUUGCUUCUGUGGCAGUUGUGUCUGCUGGAUCUCAGGGAAAUAUUUUUGCUACAUCAGCACUCCGAAGUCUUCGAUUUCUACAGAUCCUACGUAUGGUGCGCAUGGAUCGGAGAGGGGGGACUUGGAAAUUACUAGGUUCUGUUGUUUAUGCACAUAGCAAGGAACUCAUCACAGCUUGGUAUAUAGGAUUUUUAGUGCUUAUCUUUUCAUCAUUCCUUGUGUAUCUGGUGGAGAAAGAAGCUAACACUCAAUUUCAAACAUAUGCAGAUGCUUUAUGGUGGGGUACGAUCACAUUGACCACCAUUGGCUAUGGUGACAAAACUCCUCAUACAUGGCUUGGAAGACUACUUUCAGCUGGUUUUGCUCUGCUUGGUAUUUCUUUCUUUGCAUUACCUGCAGGAAUUCUCGGUUCAGGAUUUGCCUUAAAAGUUCAGGAACAGCAUCGACAGAAGCACUUUGAAAAAAGGAGAAAUCCUGCAGCUAGUUUAAUUCAGUGUGUAUGGCGUAGUUAUGCGGCUGAUGAGAAAUCGGUUUCCAUUGCUACCUGGAAGCCUCAUUUGAAGGCCUUGCAUACCUGCAGCCCUACAAAGAAAGAACAAGGAGAGACAUCUGGAAGUAAGCUUUGUAGUAAUAAGCAGAAGCUCUUCAGGAUGUACAGCUAUCGGAACCUUAGUCAGAAGUUGAGCUUCAAAGAGAGAGUACGCAUGGCAAGCCCAAGAGGUCAAAGUAUAAAAGGCAGACAAACAUCGGUUGGAGAUCGACGUUCCCCUAGCACUGAUGUGACCUCAGAAGCAAGUCCUACAAAAGUCCAAAAGAGCUGGAGCUUCAAUGACAGAACACGAUUUAGGCCUUCCCUUAGACUGAAGAGUUCACAACCCAAACCAGUGACUGACACUGAUGCCAACCUUGGAACAGAGGAAGUACAUGAUGACAAAGGGUGUCACUGCGAUGUAUCAGUAGAAGAUCUAACCCCACCUCUUAAAACUGUUAUCCGAGCAAUCAGAAUAAUGAAGUUUCAUGUAGCAAAGAGGAAGUUUAAAGAAACUUUGCGCCCAUAUGAUGUGAAAGAUGUGAUUGAGCAAUAUUCUGCUGGCCACUUGGAUAUGUUAUGCAGGAUAAAGAGCCUCCAAACUCGAGUUGAUCAGAUUCUUGGAAAAGGUCAAAUAGCAACAGAUAAAAAGAGUCGGGAAAAAACUGUACAUGAAAUUGAGGCAGGAGAUGACCUCAGCAUGUUGGGCCGAGUAGUUAAAGUGGAGAAGCAGGUACAGUCGAUUGAAUCAAAAUUAGACAGCCUACUUGAUAUCUACCAACAGGUCUUAAAGAAAGGAUCUGCCUCAGCACUGACUUUGGCAUCAUUUCAGAUGCCCCUAUUUGAAUGUGAACAAACUUCAGAUUAUCAAAGUCCAAUAGACAGCAAAGACUUGUCCAAUUCUGCACAGAACAGUGGAUUUAUAACCAGAUCAGCUAGUGCCAAUAUCCCUCGAGGGUUACAGUUUGUACUCACACCAAAUGAAUAUAAUGCACCUACGUAUUUUGGAUUUAGUCCAACAAUGGAUAGCCAAGCAACACAGGUGUCGGCAAAUAUAAAUGAUGGACCUGUAACUGUAGUAACAAACAAUAUAUCAAACCAAAUAAGCCAAGCCUCUAAGCCAACAGCACCAACAACACUACAGAUACCAGCUGUAUCUCCAUUGAAACAUAUCAACAAACCAGAACCAAUUCAUAUAAUUCCUAUGACCACAAAAGAGGAUGUCUGUGAUGUCACCGCAUGCCUUGUUGCCUCAAAAGAAAGUGUACAGCCUGCACAGCCCAAUCUAACAAAAAAUUUUGUAAGGCGGAAAAGCCUCGAUACAAAUAGUGCGGUAUUGUCUUCAGUUCCCUUUACACACAAGGAUUUUGGCAAAUCAAUUUCUGUACAAAAUUUGAUUCAAUCUACAGAAGAACUAAAUGAACGGUUGUCAUGCAGUGACUCAAGUGUCUCAAGAGGCAGCCAAGAAACAUACCCACAGUGGAGGGAGUCUAAACUUUUUAUUGCAGAUGAAGAGCUGGAGACAGAAACAUAUGAUGCUGCCUCUGAGCCUACAGUGGAAACUACGUUGUUAUCUGACUCUUUGAGGACUGGAAUAACAAGAUCAUCUCAAAGCAUUAGCAAAACUAGGGAUGGUACAGAAACUCUUAGCCCUCCACAUGUCAAACAUAAAUAACAUUUUUAUAGGGUUUACAGUUUCUUUAGUCAUUCAUAUCAUUGCAUGAACUUAUAAUUAGCAGUGCAAGAACUGAAAGAACUUGAAAUGAAGGUAUACAGUAUGAGCCAAACUCUUCUGGUUGCAUGAAAACGCAUGUUUUAAGUGAAGGCUACAAAUGUAAUAAAGAUAUGUGUAUAUCUUGAACCCUAUAAACUAUAGAAUACUAUACACAAUGGCUGGUUUAAAUGCCCACUGACCUAUAAAGUCAAUGACACCAAAUGUGUUAAUGUGCUUUAGUAUCACCCAACAUUUUUUAGGUACUGUUCACACAUUGUACAUUCUAAAGCACUUUGAAUCUAGAUACAAAACAAUAUCUGUCCACACUAGAACUACAAGGUUGUGUUUACAAGAAAAGGAUAUUACAGCUGCUAGCAAUUUUACCAAGGAAAAUCGUAACAUUGGACUUUAUCCGCUGCUAGUUGUGACAAGAUGAUACCUACACAUUCAUACAUUUUAGUCAUUUAAUGCACAUAUAAUAAGAAUGUUUAUAUCUGUAUAUUUUUGGUGAAAUAGUGUUGUGACAAGCAUAAAGUUGGCACAUCACAUUCAGGUUGUUCUUGUCAUAUAGAAACAUUCUUUUGCUACGAAGAUUUAUAAUAUAUGAAACAAGUCACUGCAGUCUUAACCGUACUAAAUGCUGUAAAAACUCUUUCAUGAAGGACUUGACCUGUUUACUAUAAAGAAAAAAAAAGUUCUGCCUCCACAUUUCUGUUAAAAAGUAUUUUUGGACGUUAAAUGAUAGGCUUGUUACGUGAACGUUGUUACAUACUGUAUAUUGUAUGUUUGGUGUCCAUGUCUAUGAAACCUGCUUUAAGGGACAUCAUUACAGGAAGAAGAAAAAAAGAACUACAGCCAUUUUGAUUAUGUUUUAUUUUCUUACAUCUUUGAUUGGCUUAGUUCUGAUAAAGCCAUUCUUAGUAGAUAUUGAAAUACAUGCUCCUUUGAUGGGGGAGAUGAUAGAAACUCAUCGUCCUGAGAUGAUGUCCUUGCAAAUGAGUUAUUGUGUUCUACUGUUUAUCUGACAUGAACAGCGAAAAAGAUUGAAUGAUAAAUUUUGAAAGAUGUCUGAAGCACAAAAAGCAAAUUAUUGUUUGCCAUUUCAUAUGCCAUUUUGGGUUUCUACUUAAUUAGUAAAAUUCUGCUCUUGCUAAAGCUUGCUUACUAAUAAUAAUUUUGUGACAUUAUCUAGGUUAUCUCGACAUCUCAGCUCGUAUUAGAAAUAACUUAUUUUGAAUGUCUACAUCUGUUUAGCCAAAUAACUAUUCUGUACAUUGAAAAGUAUUGUACAAUGUAUACAGUUACACAAUUUUUUAUUUUAUUUUAAUCAAUGUUUCACGUGCCUUUUUUCAUUGUACAUUGCCAUGUCUCAUGCGUCUGCAUUUUUGAUUAAUAGAUGACUGCAAAAUAUAAAAAAGGUUUUUAGUUAAAAAGAAAAACAAAAAUGUUUGUUACUUUUUCUCCAUCAUUAGACAAUGCAGGUACCCUUAACUGAUUUUAUUGGUAACUUAUCACAGAUAACUUGGUAUACUGUAUUUGCCUUAAAUGAAAUGCUUAAGAGCUUGAAAUUUACUAGUUUUAAUUUAAUUUAUUUAAUAAAAUGUUGUGCACAUAAUGGAGCAAUUCUAUGGAUCAUAUAUAAGAGAAUAUAUGAAAUAUUUUUUU